Messenger RNA from Babesia microti strain RI, 750 nucleotides. RefSeq lists its product as hypothetical. Gene Ontology annotation, molecular function: ubiquitin protein ligase activity. NCBI's taxonomy places the organism in Eukaryota, Apicomplexa, Aconoidasida, Piroplasmida, Babesiidae. The transcript has 6 exons. Gene Ontology annotation, biological process: protein ubiquitination. The record is from RefSeq and is a predicted model, not a curated record. The coding region runs from base 1 to 750 and encodes 249 amino acids.
AUGGGCAAUACUGUUAGUCAAAGUAAUGAUGAUUAUCCCAAUCUCCAGCAAAGAAUAAUCACAUAUCCCACAGAUGACGAUGAAAACCAGGCUUCGAAUACUCAUAUGUGUGGAAUCAGACGGGUCAAGCACAAUGUUAAGGAGUUAAGCGUACCAAUAUAUGUCUAUCCUAAGACUAUUUCCAUCACAUUUAAAAACAAAUUACUGCAUAUACACUUUAAGUACAGGUCCUUUACUACGGUGAAAUUGGAUGUGUAUUUGGCUCUACAAAUCGAUUCAAAUAAAUUACCCAGUCUAACUAACUCAAUUUACACAUGCGAAUUACGUGAUGAUAACGCCGAAUUUAGCAGCCAACCAAUUAAAAUUGAUAGUGAGAGAUAUGAGAUGCUCUUUUACAAUAGCGAUAAAAAUUACAUACCCAUAGCGAUAGCUUUGGGGAAGGAACAAAUAUGUUACUUAAUUUAUGGCGGUUUCCAUCCGAAAACAACUUCGGAAGAAAUGUUGAGCUGUGGUACCACAUGUAAUUAUAUCGUUGUUGAUUCAUUAAUCUAUGAAAUAAAGGAGGUUUAUGGUACUAAAAGUGAUAAUGGAGAUGUUUGUUGCAUCUGUCUUUCAGGGAAAAGAAAUGUAAUAACUAUCCCUUGUUAUCAUUGUUGCAUUUGCACCCAGUGUAGCAAGAAUCCUUGUGUAAAAAAAAGUGGGUGUCCAAUUUGCAGGAGUUCUAUCAAUGGUUUUAUUGAGAUUGAUUGA